AUGGAACUAGGCGAACCGUUAAAUCUGAACACCUUGGGUGAACUCAUGAUGAACAUGGGAGAAUAUCAGUACGCUCAACAAUAUUUCACAACAGCAAUUCAAAACAACCAGCUAGCACAUCCCGAUAUUCCACAAAACUAUAAUAAUAUUGCAUCAGCUUUAGAAGCAAAAGGUGAAUACGAUAAAGCAUUAGAGAAUUCUGAAAGGACACUGGAAAUUCAACUCAAAUCAUUGCCCUCCAAUCAUCCAUCAUUAGCAACUACAUAUAAUAGUAUUGGAUUAGCUUUAGAUGCAAAAGGUGAAUACGAUAAAGCAUUAGAGAAUUAUGAAAGGACACUGGAAAUUCAACUCAAAUCAUUGCCAUCCAAUCAUCCAUCAUUAGCAACUACAUAUAAUAAUAUUGGAUCCGCUUUAAAGGCAAACGGUGAAUACGAUAAAGCAUUAGAGAAGUAUGAACGGACACUGGAAAUUCAACUCAAAUCAUUGCCAUCCAAUCAUCCAUCAUUAGCAACUACAUAUAAUAAUAUUGGAUCCGCUUUAAAGGCAAAAGGUGAAUACGAUAAAGCAUUAGAGAAUUAUGAAAGGACACUGCAAAUUGAUCUCAAAUCAUUGCCAUCCAAUCAUCCAUCAAUAGCAACUACAUAUAAUAGUAUUGGAUUAGCUUUAGAUGCAAAAGGUGAAUACGAUAAAGCAUUAGAGAAUUCUGAAAGGACACUGGAAAUUCAACUCAAAUCAUUGCCCUCCAAUCAUCCAUCAAUAGCAACUACAUAUAAUAAUAUUGGAUCCGCUUUAAAGGGAAAAGGUGAAUACGGUAAAGCAUUAGAGAGUUAUGAAAGGACGCUGGAAAUUCAACUCAAAUCAUUGCCGUCCAAUCAUCCAUCAAUAGCAACUACAUAUAAUAAUAUUGGAUCCGCUUUAAAGGGAAAAGGUGAAUACGAUAAAGCAUUAGAGAAUUAUGCAUUUCAAUGUGGAUCUGGUGAUGUGGAGAACUGUGAAGGGCGGAAAAGUGCUGGAAAAGGUACACCAUUCUAG
Didymodactylos carnosus is the source of this 1032-nucleotide messenger RNA. The record is from the annotation of a GenBank genome assembly. Lineage: Eukaryota; Metazoa; Rotifera; Eurotatoria; Philodinida; Philodinidae.